Molecule: messenger RNA, 2166 nt
Organism: Peniophora sp. CBMAI 1063
Lineage: Eukaryota; Fungi; Basidiomycota; Agaricomycetes; Russulales; Peniophoraceae
Source: the annotation of a GenBank genome assembly
AUGCGCUCAUGCGUAGCGCGGGCGACUGUAUCGUCGGCAUUUGCCGCUACCAGACACACUACGACAUCUGCUAAGCGCGCCGCGCGUCAGGUCCACCGUGGUUACGCUUCUCUGGUCAAUGUCGAUACCGCGUCCCAUGAGCUAUCUCCAAAUAUUUCCAAAGAGGGCUCUUCACGGAGACUGUCCUCAACAAGGCUGGAUAAUGCUCAGACUCUGACUCGCCUGCACACUGUUCGCGGAUUACUUCCACGCGUGCUGGCUCCAGAUUCUCCCGAACUCGCUUUCUGGAAUAAGGCUUUGGAGGAGGCAGCGGACCAGUUGAGCGGCCCGCUUGCCGAGGACAAGACUUUGAAUGUCGUAGUGUAUUCCAUGGACGAACAGGCUGGCGGGUCUGCCAUUGUACAGGCGCUACUCGAAGACCCAUUCUCCACCGAGGCGGAUCUGAUCGAAGUUCGUGAACGAUGGAAGGGAAAGGGCAACUCUAGCCGGAUAGACAUCAGAAGUGGACCACCGCCAAUGCGUGCUUCUACGUCGACAGAGGCCUCGACAUCUCAAGCCAUCUCAUCCGACGUCUACCUGAAGUCUAACUUCUUCGCUUCGAUUCCAGCUCCAGUGCAGCUCACAGAACUCCGACCGACGUCCCAUGCACCCUCGCCAGACACACUACGUCUAUUAUAUUCUGCAGACGUCCCCAUUGUGGUCGUCAACCCUCUAACGACCCCCCUGCCAUUCCUAUCCCCGUUAACGGACCCAUUCCACUCGUCCGAGAACCUCUUCCCAUUCACCCUUCCGCCGCACGCGUUGGUCCUCGUCGCAUCGGCCUCACCAGCCUCUUCAUCUGAAGCUGCGCAGGAACGGCUCGGACGUAGUCUCGGCGUUCCCGCAUCCCAUAUCCUCUUCGUGGAUCCCAAACGCGCCGAAUCAGCAGCACACGCUCUCGGCAGUUCGACGCCCACAGCUCUAAACGUUCAGCGUUACCACGACGAUUCCUUAGGAUCCGGACUGAGUGGACUCCGCCAAACGCUCGCAAAGUUGCUCGACCCAACAUCAAAGCCCCGCGCACGUCAAGCCGAUGCACUUCUCCGUGCCGCCUUGGUCACCUCGCAAGGCGAGCUUGCGCGCGCUACUGCCGAGAUGUCUGCCGCGUUGCAUACGGCUACCGAGCUUUGCCAACUUGCCUCCACCGCGCGAGCGUCGGCGGACAAUUUAGUGUUGGGCACCCCAUCUCCAUCCUCGGGCGCAGGGCGGGACAAUGUCCAGGCAGCGCUGGUAUCCGCGGACGAGAUCGUGCGGCCAGUCGUUAAUGCCCUCUGGCCUCAACCGUUACCGGCCGUGGCGCUCGGACCGGGAGAGAACAAAGCUAUAGGCUACGCUCGACGAUGGUCCGCUUUCUGGCGCAGAUUGCUACCCCGACUGAAGCUAUCUACACUCGGAGCCGCAGAUGAUGUUGCGUGGGUCAUUGGACAGGCUGUACGGAAUGCAUGGACAGGAGGUAUCGAGCGCACGCUGCUACCGGCAUACUCCCCUCUAUCACCCCUCCAAGCGCGCACAACAGCCGAAGCGCUCAACCGGCUCGCAGCACUACCGCCCAGCCUACGCUCAUCGCUCCUACACAACACCCUCCAACAACUUUCCCACGCGCCGGACUACCCACUCGUCCCAUCAGCGCUCUUGACACCGCUCUCCGCGCGCCUGCGCAGGCUGAACGAAGGUCCCACAGCCGUGCUCGGUCGUUCUGCGCAGACCCUCGCCGCACGCGUUGCUGGAUCGGCUGUGGGUGGUGUGGGUGUCGCAGGCGGCACACUCGCAUGGACACACGGUGCCGACGUACUUCUCGGCUCCGGGAUGACCGCAUUGUCGAGCGACAUUGGCACAGCCGCAGGCGCCGGCCUUCUCGUUGCAGUGGGCGGUGUACGCUGGGCCCUCGGCCGGUGGGAACGUGCCCGGAAAGCGUGGCUGGCGGACUGGGAUCGCAUGCGAGAAGGCGCAGAGCGCGAGUUGAAAGCAGAGUAUGUGCGGGUUAUGGAGGAGCAGGUGUUGAGGGUGCCGGUGAAGGCGAAGGAGGGUGUUGAGGAUCUUGUGGCGAAGAGGAAGCUCGAGGUUGAUGAGCUGGUGAAGGAAGUGCGGAAGAUCGAGGAGUGCUUAGUGAAGGAGGAUAGUAAGUAG